UCUCUCUCUCUCUCUUUCGUGCGCAUGCGUGGGCGUCUGUUGAGCGAGACUGGAGAGCGCGUGGUGAAUGUAAGCUGGUUUUUUGCCCGCUGUGGCAAAAACGUUUGUUUUUCUUUCUCUUUUCUUUUCUUUUCUUUUCUUUCGGUUUGGGUGUUUUUUUUUUGUUUGUUUUUGUUUUUUUUUUUCUCUCUGUUGGAGUACAUGAACUGAGCGUGGUAAGGGUGACUGCAUCGUGCUUUUGUAUUUGGAGCUGUGUGUUUGUUUGUAUGUUUUGUUGUGUUUGGAUCGGUUAGAGUUAAAAGCUUUUUUUCCGUCUGCAACCAGCGUUGCGCUGGGAGGCAUGACGAACCAAAACACGAUGAGUUUUAAAGAUUUAACCCGCCGACAUGGAGUGAAGGUGGAGUCUAAGAUUAACGUGGAGCAGGUAUGUUUAGCCGUGGGAGAGAUUGUGGGACAUGAUUAUAUUGUCUCUGCAUCGCGAAUGAAUAGUGCAAUUGUUAUCUUUUUUAAAUCAAUUGAGAAGGCAAAUGAAGUUGUCCAAAGUGGCGUUGUGUUGAACGGUUCACUCGUGAGUGUUUUACCGUUGAGUAGCCCGUCCAAAAAGGUCAUUCUGUCCAACGUGCCUCCGUUUAUUAAUGACGAUAUACUGGUGCAAGAGUUAUCUCGGUAUGGAAAACUGGUUUCAUCAAUAAAGAAAAUUCCUCUUGGGUGCAAAUCACCUUUGGUGAAACAUUUAGUCUCGUUUAGAAGACAAGUUUUCAUGGUGUUGAAAAACGGAAUUGAUGAGAUUGAUCUGGUGUUCAAGUUCAAAAUUGAUGGUUUCGAUUAUACAGUGUUUGCAACAUCUGAUACUACGAUUAAAUGUUUUAAUUGCAGUAAGAUUGGACAUCUUGUUCGUGAUUGUCCGAAUAAAAAGGAAAAUGCAGCUGUGAACACAAGCACUGAAAUGGGGGUGUCUGUUGUUCCGCUGGCUGAGAUCGUAAAUGACACUGACAUUGCUGGUGUGUCAGUGGUCGAAGCCGGUGAGCUUGGGCCGGUUGCAGUUGUGGCUGCUGAGUUAAGAUCUGAUAAAACUGAGUCUGAGAUUGUUACCAUGUCUAGUAAAAAUGAUGAAUUCGCUAGGCCUUAUGAGCAGGCUGAACCUUCUGAGAACGUUUGCAUAACAGAUGUUGUUGAAAUGGAUAUGCAAGAAAAUGCUGUAGUUUUUGAGAAUGAAGCAAAAUCUGUUUUCAAGAUCCCAGUUAAAAGAAAGAAAAAAAGUGGUGGAAAAGAAAAGUUACUUAAACAAGUAAAGAAAGAUGAGGGUGGUGAAGAGAGUGUGGCAUCAGAUAGUGAUGGAGAUUCCUCUGAUUCCAAUAUAUCUCAAUGUUCAAAUCUGUCUCUAAGUUCCCAAAAUCAAACCUUGAUCUGCUUGUAUAGUGCUAAUGAUAUUAGCAAAUUUCUGCAAGAAACAAAAGGAGUAAAAGGAGUGCAAGUAGAAGAUUUCUUCCCUGAUAGUAAGCAAUUUAUUAAUGAUGUAAGGUAUCUAAUAAAAGAGGGAGCUUUUCAAGAUGUGGAGAUUUAUCGUCUUAGAAAAUUGGUGAACAAACUGAAAAAAAAAUGUAAUAAAGAUGAAGCUGUCAACUUCUAAAAUUUUGCCAAAAAUAGUUUUUUUGGCAACUUUUUUAUUUUUUUUUCUUGUCUCUAAAAUAAAUAUGACAAAUUUUAAAAUUGGAACUUUAAAUUUAAAUGGUGCCAGAGAUGGUUAUAAAAGAAUGAUGUUAUAUGAAUUUAGUAGACAAAAGCAAAUUGAUAUUUUGUUUUUACAAGAAACACACAGUGAUUUUAAAAAUGAGAACGACUGGAAAAGAGAAUGGGAUGGACAGAUUGUCCUAAGUCAUAAAUCCUCUGUUAGUGGAGGUGUUGCUGUUUUGUUUUCAAAACACAUUUUACCUUUGUCUUGUGAAGUUGAAGAAAUAAUUGGUGGUCGUUUGUUAAAGAUCAAAGUAAAAUAUGAGAAAGUUACCAUGGUGCUUUUGAAUUUAUAUGCUCCUACAAAGGGGUUAGAAAGAGUUUUGUUUUUUGAUAAGGUGGAUGCUGUCUUAAAAGACUUAAAUCCAGAUGAUAUGUUAUUUAUAGGUGGGGAUUUUAAUUGUACCGCAAAUUCUAAGUUAGAUAGAAAUCAUAUAGAACCACAUGCUGCUUCUCAGAAAAUACUUAUACAAUUAAUUGAAACACAUGAUUUAUGUGAUAUUUGGAGAAAUAUGAAUCAAGAUGUUAGACAGUAUACUUGGGCUCAUAGUACUGAAAAUUAUAUAUCCUUAGCAAGGCUUGACAGAAUAUAUAGUGUUCAACAUCAACUAAAUCUUUUUAAGUUCUGUAAAAUUAUUCCAGUGGGUUUUUCUGACCACAGCUUAGUUCUGUGUAGUGUUUUGUUUAAAUGUGUUAAGUAUAAAAGUGCUUAUUGGAUUUUUAAUACUUCAUUGCUGAAUGAUGAAAAAUUCUUAGAAAAUUUUAGUUUUUUUUGGAAAACUUUUAAGCAGCAAAAACAUUUUUAUGUAUCUUUAUCGCAAUGGUGGGAUUGUGGAAAAGUUCUUAUUAGAGAUUUUUGUCAAAAGUACACUCUUAAUGUUACUCGAGACCUAGCCCAGUCAAUGAAGAUUUUAGAGACGGAAAUUACUGUUUUACAAGAUUUAUUAGCAUCAAAAAAAAACAACAGAAAACAUAUUGAUGAUCUGAAAGAAAAGAAAUCUAUUUUGGUAGACCUGUUGGGAGUUAAAGCAAAGGGAGCUUUAGUCCGGUCACGGUUUCAAACUGUGGCACAAAUGGAUGCUCCCUCAAAAUUCUUUUUUAAUUUAGAAAUUAAAAAAGGUCAAAGUAAAAUGAUCCAUACUUUACGCUCAGCUACAGGACAAGAACUAACUGAGCCUGCUGACAUACGUUGCUGUGCUGUAGGUUUUUUUUCUGACCUUUAUAAAUCUGAACUGAGGAAAUGGGGUGCAGAGGCUGAUCAUUUUCUUGAAGGACUGCCAAAGGUGGAUGAAGAGUCUAACAAUGAUCUACAACAGACGUUGUCAUUGAAAGAGCUUUAUACUGCCAUGAUGAGCUUGGAUAAUGGUAAAUCUCCAGGAAUUGACGGGCUGCCUGUUGAGUUCUAUAAGACUCUAUGGCCCGUCAUAGGAGAAGAUCUGCUGACAGUUUUUAAUGACAGUCUGAAAAGAGGACUAUUGCCUCUAAGCUGCAGAAGAGCAGUCAUUACACUGUUACCCAAAAAAGGGGAUCUUCAGUAUAUCAGCAAUUGGCGCCCUGUUUCACUUUUAUGUUCAGAGUACAAAAUUUUGUCCAAAACUUUAGCUAUGAGACUUAGUAAAAUUAUAAGCAAAUUGAUACACUGUGAUCAGACUUACUGUAUUCCCAACAGGUCUAUUUUUGAUAAUAUUGCUUUAAUAAGAGAUGUUUUUGAUGCUUCUAAACUCCUGGGAAUUAACUCUGGAAUGAUUUCUCUUGAUCAAGAGAAAGCAUUCGACAGAGUUGAACAUUUGUUUCUAUGGAGUACUUUAAAGGCUUUUGGGUUUAACGAUACGUUUAUAUCAAUGAUAAAGGCUGUGUACUGUAACAUUGAGAGUGUUCUUAAAAUUAAUGGUGGUUUGUGUGCUCCUUUUAAAGUUGAAAGGGGGGUCAGGCAGGGAUGUCCUAUGUCUGGUAUGUUGUACUCCCUGGCAAUUGAACCCUUACUGCAAAAACUACGAAUUCAUUUAAAAGGUUUGAGUUUUCCUGAUUGUAAUAAUUCUUUACACCUUUCUGCAUAUGCUGAUGAUGUUAUUGUUUUUGUAAAUGAGAAGGAAGAUGUUAUUAAGCUAGAAAAAAUUGUAAAUGAUUUUAAACUAGUUUCCUCUGCCAAAGUAAAUUGGAGGAAAAGUGAAGCUAUAAUGGUGGGAAGUUGGAGUGGAGAUCUUCCUGCUUUACCUGGAGGACUGAUUUGGAAAAGAGGAGGUUUAAAAUACCUUGGUGUCUAUCUAGGAAAUGAAAACUUUAUUAGGAAAA
Carassius auratus (goldfish) is the source of this 4023-nucleotide messenger RNA. RefSeq lists its product as uncharacterized. NCBI's taxonomy places the organism in Eukaryota, Metazoa, Chordata, Actinopteri, Cypriniformes, Cyprinidae. Bases 341 to 1630 code for a protein of 429 amino acids. The record is from RefSeq and is a predicted model, not a curated record. Gene Ontology annotation, molecular function: zinc ion binding; nucleic acid binding. The transcript is spliced from 2 exons.